Messenger RNA from Colletotrichum scovillei, 327 nucleotides. RefSeq names its product putative 40S ribosomal protein S25. The coding region runs from base 1 to 327 and encodes 108 amino acids. The record is from RefSeq and is a predicted model, not a curated record. NCBI's taxonomy places the organism in Eukaryota, Fungi, Ascomycota, Sordariomycetes, Glomerellales, Glomerellaceae. Gene Ontology annotation, molecular function: structural constituent of ribosome. The transcript has 5 exons. Gene Ontology annotation, cellular component: cytosolic small ribosomal subunit.
AUGGUACGCACGCGAAACGACGCCCCUCCCCCCGUGCGCCAGCUGCAGGAGCUAAGAAGCAAAAGAAGAAGUGGUACGUCCAAGGGAAAGGUCAAGGACAAGGCCCAGCACGCCGUCAUCCUCGACAAGGCCACCUCCGACAAGCUCUACAAGGAUGUUCAGUCCUACCGCCUGGUGACCGUCGCCGUCCUCGUCGAUCGUCUCAAGAUCAACGGCUCCCUGGCCCGCAGAUGCCUUGCCGACCUUGAGGAGAAGGGCAUCAUUAAGCCCGUUGUCCAGCACAGCAAGAUGAAGAUCUACACCCGUGCCGUCGGUGGUACUGACUAA